Pyrus x bretschneideri (Chinese white pear) is the source of this 918-nucleotide messenger RNA. RefSeq lists its product as uncharacterized. The coding region runs from base 334 to 855 and encodes 173 amino acids. The record is from RefSeq and is a predicted model, not a curated record. The transcript has 4 exons. Lineage: Eukaryota; Viridiplantae; Streptophyta; Magnoliopsida; Rosales; Rosaceae.
CACAUCUCACGUUCCUCACUUGACUUCUCUCUCUAUCUCCCCGUUGCCCUCGCCCAUUCCCAAAGUCUCUUCUCUCUCCUCAAAUUUUUUAUUAAUUAAUCGCACAAUUCUAUGUUCGCUCUCGUUUUCUGUUAAGCCAUUGGCUCUAUAAAUUCGAUGGAGACUCUCCUUUGUCAACCUUCUUUCCUUUCCCAUUUCCUUCCUCUCCAACCAAACACCUUCCCUUUCCCCCCUAAUUUUCCAUUCCAUUUUUCCCACCUGCAACUAAGCAGCUGCUGACUUCUUCACUCAAACUUAAAAGGUUUUACGUCGUCGUUUUAAACCGAGCGGAAAAUGAAUCACUGUGGGAUACAGCAAGGCAAUGCGCUCUCUGCUUGCGAAGACAUGAGGUCUUGCUCCAGGGACUCCGUCGUCUGCCCCAAACCUCGCCGCCUCGGCCUCCUCAACGAUCCCGUCAGAUCUUUCCGAUGGCAUUUCGGCCACCAGGCGGAGUUCUGUGAUUCAAAUGCCGGGUCUGAUAUUUUAGACAACAUUCUCACUAAGGGAUCCUUUGGUGUUGAACAAUUUUCGUGUACAGAAAUGGCCUCGCAGCACCCAUUUUAUUGCGGGUCGCCACCGAGCAGAGUAGCUAACCCAUUAAUUCAGGACGCUCGAUUUGGGGAUGAGGAGCUCAUCUCGUCCUCAUCACUGUCGCCAAUACCUGCCCUGUCCGGUCAAUCAUCAUCUCCUUCCUCGUCCACGAGGAAAGGAGGCUGUGUAAGGACCAAUUUUGGGAGCAAACCGGCAGUGAGGGUCGAGGGGUUUGAUUGCCUGGACACGGAUCGAAGGAACUGCAGCAUCUCUACCCUGGCAUAAAGAGCCCGAUUUUUAUCAACGAAGGUACAUAGGAGAACAUUAAGCUAAAGUUUUCUACACUUG